Rubroshorea leprosula is the source of this 1778-nucleotide messenger RNA. NCBI's taxonomy places the organism in Eukaryota, Viridiplantae, Streptophyta, Magnoliopsida, Malvales, Dipterocarpaceae. The record is from the annotation of a GenBank genome assembly.
GCUAGGUUAGCAUAUAAUGCUUCUGCAUAUUCAUCAUGAGUUUCCCUUCUAUCUUCUUAACAAUUAGAUCUUUCUCUACUUCUUUAGUUAUAAAUUAGCAGGAAAUCACAACAUGGAGGCUUUCAACGGAACUGCAGUGGUAAAUAUGACAGUCAAGAAGCUGGAACCUGUUCUUGUUAAUCCCGCCGCUGAGACAUUCAAGGGACUGUAUUUCCUUUCUAAUAUUGACCAGACAUUUCCUUUUCCCAUAGAGAUUAUCUUUUCCUACGAGGGAAAUGGCAUGGGAAACGAAAAUGCAGCUGAUGCUAUGAAAGAAUCACUGGCUAAGAACUUGGUCCAGUUUUAUCCUCUUGCAGGUUCACUUACGUUGGGGUUGGAUGGGAAAAUGCACGUUCAAUGCACAGGAGAAGGUGUGCCGUUUGUUGAGGCUACUUCGGAUUGCACGUUGGAAGAGUUGGGUGAUAUUAGCUACAUCGAUUCCAAGUUUCGUCAACUCAUUCAUUAUGUAGACGGUGUCGAUAGCAUACUCAACGUGCCCUUAUUGACUGUGCAGAUGACAAGAUUCAGAUGCGGAGGCAUUGUACUGGGAAUUGCAAUGAACCAUAUCCUUAUGGAUGGAGAAGCAAGCUUAUAUUUCCUGAAGUCUUGGGGAAAAAUUACCAGAGGCAUACACUUAUCUGUUGAACCAUAUCUAGAUCGAUCCAUAUUAUCUCCAAGGCAGCCUCCUAUUCUAGACAUUCCACAUCCUGAAUUCGUGAAAUUGGAGACAAAAACGUCCACCCCGUCCUAUCAAGAAUCUCGAGUCUACCAAUCCUUCUGCUUCAAACCUCAAAAACUCCAACAACUUAAGCAAUUGGCAAAGGAAAAAGGAUCAGUCACCAAUCCUACCAGCUUCGAAGUAAUAUCUGCACUUAUGUGGAUCAUGAGGACCAAGGCUUUAAAGACCGAGCCCCACGUAACAAUCAAGCUCCUUACAGCUGUGGAUGUUAGAACAAAAAUCAAGCCGCCAAUGCCUGAGUGUUACUUUGGUAACUGUUAUGCAGUGUCAUGUGCUGUGUGUAAGGCAGGCGACCUAAUCGAAAAACCUUUCUCCUUUGCUGUUAAGAUUGUGCAAGAGGCCUUAAGAAAAGUGACGGACGACUACAUAAAAUCCACAAUCGAUUACUAUGAGGUUACUAGAGAUGUGCUCCAGGCUGAGAAUACUGCCUGGAUCUCCAAGUGGAGUCGACUUCCGUUCAAUGAGAUUGAUUUCGGAUGGGGAGAGCCUAUGCAGGUUGCACCAGCAUCAAUGGUGUGGAAUUUCGCUGUGACAAUAUCGCAGAGAAGGGAAAGUGGUAAUAUAAUUUUGACAUUGGGGUUUCCUGAGUCUGUCAUGGAAAGAUUCCGGAAGAUGAUGCUGUUGGAACUCGAGCAAAAAUAAUGCCAUCCAUACAAUCUGUGUAUUGAAGUGCCGAACUACUUAAUUUAUGCAUCAGAAUAAGAAAGCAAGUAAUUCUCAUAGGUGUGGGUAGUUAUAUUGUACGGUGUGUACUCUGCUCAAUUAACAAAGUUGAGCUACCAUGUUUAAAACUAAGGUUGUGAGUUUCUUGUUUCCAGAUGGACAGACAUUUAGCUGUGGGUAGUUGUAUAGUACAAUGUGUACUGUGCUCAGUUAAUUAAGUUGAGCUACCAUGUUUAAAACUAAUGUUGUGUGUUUCUUGUUGCCAGUUGGACAGACAUGAUUCUCGUAAAUGAUACUAGAAACUCGUUUAGGCUCUUAAUUAAGAUUGAAGUUCAAA